Molecule: messenger RNA, 4816 nt
Organism: Oncorhynchus kisutch (coho salmon)
Lineage: Eukaryota; Metazoa; Chordata; Actinopteri; Salmoniformes; Salmonidae
Product: hepatocyte growth factor-regulated tyrosine kinase substrate
Exons: 20
Coding region: 208-2529 (773 amino acids)
Biological process (GO): endocytic recycling; receptor internalization
Cellular component (GO): early endosome
Molecular function (GO): phosphatidylinositol binding; metal ion binding; ubiquitin binding
Source: RefSeq, a predicted model, not a curated record
AUAGGGGGCAACGUCACAAUACCUUUUGGAAUAGACGGACUUCACCCACCGAACCACAGAGUUUCUAAACCCGAAACAGGAAGUAGGAAGUAGCAAAUAACUUUACAGCUGGCUAGCGAUCUAUACAGUGGAUGUGUUAAAAUCAUUUUUGGAUUGACCCCCAAAAAAUUACGUUCUCGUCAGCUAGCCUGCGUCAUUGGAUCAGCCAUGGGAAAGGGUGGUGGUACAUUUGAGAGGCUUCUUGAUAAAGCAACCAGUCAGCUGCUGCUGGAGACAGACUGGGAGUCCAUCCUGCAGAUCUGUGAUCUCAUUCGUCAAGGAGACACACAGGCGAAGUAUGCCAUCGGAGCCAUUAAGAAGAAGCUAAUGGAUAAGAACCCGCAUGUGGCCCUUUAUGGUCUUGAGGUGUUGGAGUCAGUAGUGAAGAACUGUGGUCAGACGGUCCAUGAUGAGGUGGCCUGUAAAACCACCAUGGAGGAGCUGAAGGAUCUACUGAAGACGGAGCCCAACGUGAGGAAUAAGAUCCUUUACCUGAUCCAGGCCUGGGCCCACGCCUUCCGCAACGAGCCCAAAUACAAGGUGGUUCAGGACACGUACCAGAUCAUGAAGGUGGAGGGUCACGUGUUUCCAGAGUUCAAGGAGAGUGACGCCAUGUUUGCUGCAGAGAGAGCUCCAGAUUGGGUGGAUGCGGAGGAGUGUCAUCGCUGCCGGGUGCAGUUUGGAGUGAUGACUAGAAAGCACCACUGUAGAGCCUGUGGUCAGAUCUUCUGUGGGAAGUGUUCCUCCAAGUACUCCACCAUCCCCAAGUUUGGCAUCGAGAAGGAAGUGCGUGUGUGUGAGCCCUGCCACGAGCUGCUCAACAAGAAAGCUGAAGGGGGUAAACCGGUCGGGACAUCCACGUCCGUGACCCCAGGCCCGGCAGAGCUGCCCCCAGAGUACCUGACCAGCCCCCUGUCCCAGCAGUCUCAGGUAGUGGUCCAGGAAACAGUGCCCCCCAAACGGGACGAGGCGGCCCUGCAGGAGGAGGAGGAGCUUCAGCUGGCCAUCGCCCUAUCACAGAGCGAGGCUGAGGAGAAGGAGAGGAUGAGACAGAAGAACUCGUACGGGGUCUACCCCAAAGCUGACCCCGCCCCAGUCACCUCCUCAGCCCCGCCCGUCAACUCACUCUACUCCUCUCCUGUGAACUCCUCUGCUCCCUCAGCUGAAGAUGUCGACCCUGAGCUGGCUCGAUACCUGAACAGAACGUACUGGGAGAAGAAACAGGAAGAGGCACGUAAGAGUCCCACCCCAUCUGCCCCUGCCCCCGUACCAUUGGCUACUGAGCCCCUGCCAAUCAGCCAGCCCCAGCCAGUGGAAACGGUCGCACCACUCCCAGCACAAGUCGUCAUGGCCCCGCCUCCAGUCAACAUAGUGGAGCAGCAGUAUCAGAACGGUGAGUCGGAGGAGAACCACGAUGCGUUCCUGAAGGCUCUGCAGAACGCGGUCACCACCUUCCUGAACCGUAUGAAGAGUAACCACAUGCGCGGUCGCAGCAUCACCAACGACAGCGCUGUGCUCUCCCUCUUCCAGUCCAUCAACACCAUGCACCCCCAGCUACUGGACAUCCUCAAUCAGCUGGACGAGAAGAGACUGUACUACGAGGGUCUGCAGGACAAGCUGGCCCAGGUGCGUGACGCGAGAGCCGCCCUGAACGCCCUACGAGACGAACACAGAGAGAAGCUGCGUCGUGCUGCCGAGGAGGCGGAGAGACAGAGACAGAUCCAGCUGGCCCAGAAACUAGAGAUCAUGAGACAGAAGAAACAGGAGUACCUAGAGAUGCAGCGUCAGCUGGCCAUCCAGCGACUCCAGGAGCAGGAGAAGGAGAGACAGAUGAGGCUGGAGCAACAGAAACACACCAUCCAGAUGAGAGCCCAGAUGCCUGCCUUCCCCAUGCCCUACCCACAGAUGCAGUCUUUGCCCCCCAACGUGGCAGGAGGGGUGGUGUACGGGCAGCCGGGGGGACCCCCCAGUUACCCAGGCACCUUUAGCCCCUCAGGGUCAGUGGAGGGGUCGCCCAUGCACAACGUCUACAUGAACCAGCCUGGACCAGGACAGUACCAGGCCAUGCCUCCAGACCCCAACAUGUACAUGUACCAGCCUGCAGGAACCAAUGGGCAGCCUGCACCCCCUGGCCAGGCCCUGCCCACUACUAGCCCCGCCUACUCUAACUACCAGCCCACACCCACACAGGGAUACCAGCAGAACGUGGUGUCCCAGGCCCAGUCUCUGCCCCCUAUGCCCCAGCCUCCCCCCACUAACGGUAUGUCCUACGUGGCCUACCCUCCACCCUACGCCAUGCAGAGUAUGAUGGCAGCCCUACCUGGGCAGGACCCCAACAUGCCCCCACAACAACCCUACAUGCAGGGCCCAGGACAACAGCCCAUGUACCAACAGAUGGCUCCCCCUGGUGGCCCCCAGCAGCAGGUUCAGCAGCAGCAGCCUCCGCAGGUCCAUCCAGGCAGCGAGGCACAGCUCAUUUCCUUCGACUGAUCCAUCCACCUGGCUAGCUCAGCUUAACGUUACCACCUGCUGCUGGCAGAGUUCAACACACUACACCCUCUCUCUCCUCUUCUGUCCUCACCUCUCUUCUCUCUCCUCUUCUGUCCUCACCUCUCUUCUCUCUCCUCUUCUGUCCUCACCUCUCUUCUCUCUCCUCUUCUGUCCUCACCUCUCUUCUCUCUCCUCUUCUGUCCUCACCUCUCUUGUCCUCUGUGUUCUCCUCUCUCCUCCUCUGUGUUCUCCUCUCUCCUCCUCUUCUGUCCUCACCUCUCUCCUCCUCUGUUCUCCUCUCUCUCUCUGCUGGGCUCGUGGCCUGGAUUCCCCAACAAACACACGUUUCUCACAAUGUUUCUGUUACGGCAAUGUUGUGAAAUAUUAUAGUUGUGUAACAGACAUGUUACCUCUCCUCCUAGCCAUCCUCUCUCCCCCAGCUGACAUGGAGGAUGAGAGGAGUGAGGAGGGGGUUAGGUAGUGUUACUAUGCACCAUGUGUACCCCAGGGUUGUAUUCACUAGGAACCUAGACGGGGAGGGACUACCUGAGCUUAUAAGAAACACUUACCCUUUUAAUGUGUUUUGCUACAGUGUUCUGUCCUCACCUCUCUCUGUCCUCACCUCUCUCUGUCCUCACCUCUCUCUGUCCUCACCUCUCUCUCUGUAUCUCUCUCUGUAUCUCUCUCUGUAUCUCUCUCUCUCUCUGAUAAUGUAUGUAGUCUUUCUCUUCUGAAACUAAUAUCUGAAGCUCAUCUAGUCAGUGGUAUAAUAAAGGAACAAAUCAAAUAUGACAGGAAUCAAUGGAAUCUAAGACCAUGACCAUCCUUUCUCAUAUUUAAAUAAGCUAGUUUGCAUGUUAAAGUCGUUAUUUCCAUGGACAUGUCAGGUGUUACAGCAGUAACUGUUCUGGGGUCAUAUUUGUGGUGAUUGGACAUGUUUCAUACUGCCUGCUUGGUUGACAGGGGCUGUGAGAGUUAAUGGAGAGAUGAGUGAAGGAAAGAUGUAGGACGGAGCACAGAAAAGCACCUCUAACAGGUCCCAGGGUUCUAGUGAGAGUGUCAGAGACACACAGAGCUCAUUUUAAAGUAUAGAUGGGCCGUCUUAUGUUGCCACGGCUUGGUAGUGUUUUUCACUACAGCUUUUUGAGUUGAUGAUUGAGAACAUGGGAGAAAGGACGUACCUUUUUUAUUAGGUUUUACACUUCUGAUAUCUUCUCACCAAUCAGACUGGCUGAGGGGAAACAGUAUGGGACUACAAUAGAACACUCACAUCCAGUGUGGAACUACAAUUCCCAAUAUUCACAGCUCCAGAGACCGAUUACCACCAUCACUCUCUCAAGGUGUCCCGUGUCACAACUGUUGACAUAAUGGGUCUCUCCCAACAACUCCAUUAAUUAACCAUAAUGCCUUGCAUCACACUCCAGGAGGAACUAGUGUGAAUAGAACUUAAGAUUACAAAUGUAGUGCCAUUGCCAAAUAUUAACUAGCAGUUAUCCAGAGGGUUGCAGUCAGGUCUAUAUGGCUGUUUACACAGGCAGUCCCAUUCUGAUCUUUUGACCAAUUAGUGGCAAAAGAUCUGACCUGAUUGGUCAGAAGAUCAAUUAGUGUCAAAACCACCAGAAUGGAUCUGCCUGUAGAAACACAGCCUAAGAGCGAGUAGAGAGACCCUCUGACUGGGUGUGUCCUAAAUAGCACUCUUUUUCCUAUAUAGUGCACUACUUUUGACAAAAGCCCUAUAGGUGUGUAUCUGUUGGGUGCUGAGAUGUUGACAGGGCUGAGUUGGAGUUAUCUGUAGAGGGGGACUCUACAUUAGAUGGGCAUCCAUUUUGUUUCUGGUGCUAGUUUCAGUAAAGUUCAGUUUAAUCACAAAACCAUUUCCUCAAUUCCUCGUUUCCUUUCCUUAGUUCUUCUCUAAUUCUUUGCCCGCUUCUGUCACAUGUUUUGAGGAGGAGAGAGAGAGAGGACGUAGGGGAGGGAAGGGAAAAUACCCUUUGAGAUCCACCCUUUCAGAGUGUCUUUCAGAGCCCUGUGGGCCGGGAGUGGAGAGGUGGUGGUAGUCAGUUCUUCAGGGUAUGUGCAUGUGCUGUACAUGUGAUGGGCAUGUGAUGUAACAUGUGAUGUGCAUGUGAUGUAACAUGUGAUGUAACAUCCACCCAAUCAGUGACUUCCUAUGUAACCCCCUUUGACGCCAUCUUUGAACUUCUUUACUUCACCAUUAAUGAUCUUCUUUCUGUCUGACUUCUUUAAAGUCAUUUUAAGAUUAUAUUGAAUAAAUAUCUUGUUCUUC